CAAUAUUAAUGUGGUAGCGUAUAGUGCGAAGCGACUGAUUGCACGGGACUGUUUCUGCGGUAUCCAUUUCCGUCUGAACACGACUGUAAAUACGUUACGAGAAUAGUUUAGCGGCAAUGUAUGUUUAAGUGAAAUGUAUUUAGAUUUGGUCGUGUUGUUUAUCGAUCUGGUGGUAUAGUUUGGGUGAAGUUAUACGUGGGUCUGAGUUAGUAUAAAUAAGGUGGAGCUUGGAAAGUUCCGCACACAUUGAAAGGUUUCAGUCAUGAAGGCUUGCGUGGUUCUCGCUCUGCUCCUCGUCGCUUUUGCGGUCGCGACCUCCGCCGCUGAUUUAGGACAUACAGAGGCAUCUCAUAGAGUGAGAAGAGAAACGAUCAGAGGACCGGAGUUCCCGAACCGAUGCGUGUUUUACGAGUGCAUUGCUAGUUGCAGACAACGAGGUUACAAGUCGGGUGGCUACUGCACCAUCAAUGGAUGCCAAUGUCUGCGAUAGUUACGUACAAUAAUUGAAUUUUGUAUUGGGUUCCGCGCUCUCCAUCUUGCCAUGUUUGUAUUAUUAAUUGUAAGCCAAAAAUGAAAUAAAAUUUUCUACAUUUUAA
Spodoptera frugiperda (fall armyworm) is the source of this 596-nucleotide messenger RNA. Its product is annotated as gallerimycin-like. NCBI's taxonomy places the organism in Eukaryota, Metazoa, Arthropoda, Insecta, Lepidoptera, Noctuidae. The record is from RefSeq and is a predicted model, not a curated record. The transcript is spliced from 2 exons. The coding region runs from base 263 to 490 and encodes 75 amino acids.